CGGACGACCGUAAAAGAGGCACACUUCAUUCGGUUUUUUUUCUCCCCCUCAGCACCUUCCAGGAAAGAAGAAAGAGGAGCUGCGCGGAAAUUAUUUAACGGUACGAAGCGCGGCACCGCGGCGGAGGAGUAUAGGCUCGGACGCGGGGUUCAGCUUGUGCACAAACCGGAGCAGCACUGUUGCUGACUUUUCUCCGCCUCUUGGUGUCGGAACGUGCGGAGUCUCCACAACAAACUGGUGUGGCGGACCCGGUGCCCAGGCGGAGAGUUCUUCAAGAUCUACAGUGGAAUGAAACCUGGAAUAAAUGUAAAGAAACAGCACUGAACUGAGGACAGCAGGGUGCUUAGGGCAGAGACGAGGCCGACCACAGCACAGGAGGCCUGGGGAAAUCAUUAACCGUGCACAAACACAUACAAAAUGACUGAGUGGAUCACAUUUCACCUUCCGUGUUCCUGAGACCGACACCCGGCUGUAGUCUCGGCCUUGGAGCCUGAGGAUUUCAUCCCCAGCAAAUUUACACCACCACACCUACAUCACAGAUUCUAACUGAGCCCCAGCUGAUCUUGGGGGGUCAACCCCCUCUGAAGAUCCCAGACCCGGGGACGGGACCCUGUCAUGUUUCACUGACUGACCACAACUCCUCGCCCCCACCCACCCCCCACACCUAGCGAAUGACAAGUGUGCAUCCGAGGGUGGGGCCCGCCUCAGUCUCGCAUGUUUGGCUGCUGGAUGGAAUUAAGGUGAAUGGAACACAUGCCCAAGGAGCAGGAGUCUAACCCAUCAGAGGGAGAAGAGAAAGGGUGGCUCAAUGGCCCAAAAAGGAAGAGGAAGACCAGCCAAUGUUCGGUGAAGAGUAUGACUGGAUAUAUCCCCAGCUACCUCGAGAAGGAUGAGCCAUGUGUGGUAUGUGGAGACAAAGCCACAGGUUACCACUACCGCUGCAUUACCUGCGAGGGCUGUAAGGGUUUUUUCCGUAGGACCAUUCAAAAGAACCUUCACCCCACCUACUCCUGUAAGUACGAUGGCUGCUGCAUCAUCGACAAGAUCACACGCAACCAAUGUCAGCUGUGCCGCUUCAAGAAGUGCAUUGCUGUGGGCAUGGCCAUGGACUUGGUGCUGGAUGACUCAAAACGGGUGGCUAAAAGGCGUCUGAUUGAGGAGAACCGGGAGCGACGGAAGAAGGAGGAAAUGGUGAAAUCCCUGCAAAACCGUCCAGAACCCACUGGGGAUGAGUGGCAGCUAAUCCACCUGGUGACUGAGGCCCAUCAACACACCAAUGCUCAGGGCUCCCAGUGGAAACAGAAUCGUAAAUUCCUGCCAGACAAAAUCGGCCACUCUCCUGUUGCCCCAACGUCAGAUGGUGAUAAGGUGGACCUGGAGGCAUUCAGCGAGUUCACCAAGAUCAUUACUCCUGCCAUCACCCGCGUUGUCGACUUUGCCAAAAAACUGCCCAUGUUCUCUGAGUUGCCUUGUGAAGAUCAAAUCAUCCUGUUGAAGGGUUGCUGCAUGGAGAUCAUGUCACUGCGAGCUGCUAUGCGCUAUGACCCAGAGAGCGAGACGCUAACGCUGAGUGGGGAGAUGGCAGUGAAGCGAGAGCAACUGAAGAAUGGCGGGUUGGGCGUGGUGUCGGAUGCCAUCUUUGAUCUGGGAAAAAGCCUGGCACAGUUCAACCUGGAUGACACGGAGGUGGCACUGUUGCAAGCUGUGCUGCUCAUGAGCUCAGACCGCUCUGGCCUCACAUGCAUGGAAAAGAUUGAGAAAUGUCAGGAGACCUACUUGCUGGCGUUCGAGCACUACAUCAACUACCGCAAGCACAACAUUCCCCACUUCUGGCCCAAGCUCCUGAUGAAGGUGACGGACCUGCGGAUGAUCGGAGCAUGCCACGCCAGCCGCUUCCUUCACAUGAAAGUGGAGUGUCCCAACGAACUCUUCCCACCGCUCUUCCUGGAAGUCUUUGAGGACCAGGAAGUGUGAAAGACAGCCGCCACCUGAAGGGAAGAAGAAGUUGGAGCAAACAGGAAGCUGGUUGAAUUUCGCCGGUUUUAUCGGGGAAGGAUGGAGGGGGGAGUCCUCUCAUCAGGAAGUGGUUUCUCCAACGCUGCAUUUAUAUGGUUUAAAAACUGGAAACAAUAACAGCAGCAGCACACCAGCAACAGGAGAGUCAAGCAAACAGAGGAUUUAGCUUUUUUGAGCAGUCUUUUCUCCACCUCGUUCUCCUCCCAUUUAUUCCUUACCCCUGAUUUACAGUCCGUGUGGGGGGCCCUUCUGUCUGAGCACGAUGUCUUAUCUUGUCAGAGUUUUGCCAAGACACGUACACAGAUAUUCAAAUGCACACAAACACACAGCCACAGCCUGUUUAACCUCAGUUACUCAGAGCAGCGCUCUCUUCAGGGUGCUGUUUGUCUUCUGGUUCUUUCUAGUUGUCAAAGAUCACACCGAUAUACACCUGUUUUUGAAGCCCGUCAGUAUUAUUUCUAAAUAAGUGCUACUGCAGAAAUUCAGAAAACAUGGACCACAGUGACGUUUACUGUAUCACUCGCAGUCAUACGGGCACAAGCAGCCAGCUAACACUGCACAGUAAAAUUUUUACUCUGUUGUCUGACGGGUGUAGAAGGGCAAAGCCGUCAGACCAACGCAAUUCCUCAAGUCAAACUGAGCCGUUACAGAGCUUCUUAGAUCCCAGUUCAACCGGUGCUAUAUUUAUAAGGCUACUCCAGUUUUAUGAAAUUGUGUUGUCUAGCUGUUUAAAUUGUGCAGACCAUGCCUCCAUAUCUACCUUCAUUUUUGUCAUCGGACCGUCUCCUGUGACAUACGUACACUCGCAUGCGCACACAAGUAUACACACACACACACAAGCAGACUUGCCUUGUCAUUGCUCAUGCUGCUGCGUCUUUACCCUCACAUGAAUGACAAUAAGCAUCUUCACUCUCUCAGAAGUCACACCAUCGAAAGAAAGAACGCGAUGAGAAAGGGAGAAAUGCCACGUGGGAGGGUAGAGGCGAGCGAAGGGAAUGGAAAGGAAGGAAUGAGCAGAAAGAGAGGGUGAAAAUAGCUUGUGGUGUCUGUAGAUUCAGAGCAGGGGUUGUUAGUAAAUCUGUGCCGCGGCCCCCCGCGCCCAGCACCUUAGGAGGGUUUGAAUAACAGCAACUACCAACAAGGAAACAGAGCUCGUCUUACAUACUCCCCCCCGACACACACACACACCGUUCUCUUACACAUCAACAUGAAAAUACACAGCAUAACCUCAGAGUAACAUGAAUGCCUCAUUUUGCUGUGCGCGCUGUGCGCACAAUGUCGCUACAUAGAAGCCCGAACCUGCAGUGUUUGUACCGAGUCCUCUCCAGGUGGACUCUGUUCCGUGUGGCCCUUCCAGGCUUCCAUACACAUUUGCCUUUUACAGUGUGUAUCACUGAGAGCAGGCAAAUGCCAAGAAGGCUACCAUUUACCUCAAAGCGGACACAUCCCCCAUCUGGGGGGGCGGUAAUUCUGCCCCUGUGGUGUCAGGCACUACCUCACCUCUCAGACACAGGGCAGCUGCGCACAGCCUGCUCACAGACACACACCGUUGAAGUUGGCACACAGUCGUAGUUGAAGACAAAGCAUUCAUAGCAUAUGUACACAGACACCAAAUGAAAUACCACUGAAGACAGGAGGGCCAGCCAUCCCCCAUGAUAUUAAGGUUUUUGCUGACUCCAGGGGAUGGUACCUAUUACAUUCUGUUUUUGUUACGCGGGACCACGUGUCAUCUGUUGAAAUUUGCAAACAUUUGUGUAAAAAUGGAAGCAACCUUGGACAAUGCAGAUGCACAGCCCAACUGACAUCUCUCAAAGCCAGAAGGUCAAGGAUAUGGAGUGAAUGGAAACAUCCUGGUGGCCAAGCCCAUUGGAUUAGCAUGCAUAGAAGGUGGCGCGUUCCACUAUCGGCUCAAGAUGGCUGCCGAUGGAUAUUGAUAAUGUUAUAAGGGACAUAGUGUACAUGCACGAUGGCUUAUUGUGGAGUGUUCCCAACUGAAGCCAAGCCUCUCCAGAGGUAACUCUUCAGUCUCCUUCAGUCUCUUGUCCAUUACCAGUGCUCACCACUAUGACAGUAACAUGCAAAAAUAUCCAUGCCAGAUGUGUCUGUGUACUUGUCUUGCAACAACAGGAGGAUAUCGAUGAAAAAAUAAAGCCCGCCCUGUUCAUUCCAGUUCUGGGGCCAAGCUAAAUGAAUCAAAAUCUGCUUUCUGUUAAACACCAAGCAGUAAUUCAGUCGUCAGCACUUCUACAGGAUACACUUUCUGCACCCGUCAGAUGUACCCAAGAUGAACGUGUGGCAGGGAUCAGGAGUAAUCACUGCAGAUGGUAAAAGCCUCAUUGUGUGAUGCUGGGAGGUGGCUGGAACAGGAAAACUACCUUCAAAGGAUCGGUCCAUUUGAUCUACAUUGGUUUCAGAAGAACUCACUCCACACGCGUCUCAGCUUCCUCCAUCCCUCGUUCUCAAGCCAGCAGCAAAGCCCUUCCUGCAGCCCGCUGAGACUGAAUAUCAUUUGGUAGUAUCAGCCCCUAUGCAGCGAGGCUGCAGAGUUUUUGCACGAUUGCAGUGGUUCUUCCUUCAGCCCUUGCCUAUUAAAUUUUAAACCAACACUCAUUUUAGGUUUCUUAUUAGUCGUCUCCACCGCCGCCCCUCACCUGCUAACGUACAUCCCAAACCACUCUAUGUAACAGAGGCUGGCAGUCAUCGUCUGCUCAGUCCCAAACCUGUUCCAGCAUCAGUAUUAGAUUAUUAUCACCCUCCUAUCCAACAAGUCUGCCAAUCAACUCCACUGGUGAAGUGACAGCCAUGGGUAAGGAGGGGGGGGGGGGGGGGGGGGGCGCUGCGUAGCACUUAUUAUAGCUGUCAAAAUAAUCCCCAUGAUGUUUGAAAUUUGGAGCAGCCUCCUUCCCGUUGUCAUCCUGUCUGUCCACCCACUCACCACUGCGUGGGUACUUCACAGUUUGGACCAGGAUCAUCGACAUCAAACAGGAUCCAGGCCUCUCCCUUGUGAGACAAGGCUGGCCAGAGCUACCCCUUUAAAGCAGCACCACCGACUGAAUGUGAACGGGAGAGCAACAGAGACUGACAGAGUGAACGCAAGAAGAAACUGACAAGGGCCUCGGCCGUCACUGCCAUUAUUGACACGGGUCAGAAGAGGAGAUGUGGCCGGUUGUAGAGACCAAUAAAAAACACUUGGACGAAGGGGUAAUGUGAAUACCUAUGAUUUCCCCUUUGUUCCCCGCAGCCCCACAUGAGUCCUUUUCUGCCCCUUUUGCCAGCUGACAACCCUAAAUGUCCUCUUUUCAGCUCCUUCAAAAAGGAUCGCCUCCAGUGUUACGGUGAGGAUCCCAACAGGUCUCGCAUUCCAGAGAUGCAGAUUUUCAAUUCCAACCCAUCUUUGUAAUAGAACUGAAAAAGGGAAGAAAGAAAAACUGUUGACGUCUUUUGUUCUCGUGAGCUAACUGAGUGUGUGCGUGGCAGUCGGGGUUAAAAUGCUGCUUUACCUUCUGAGUCUGACUUAGAUUAAGAGAGGAAAAAAAUACAAGAUAUAAAAAUUUAUUAUAAAUCCAUAAAACAAAGUGAAAAACAGAUGACUUUAA
This is a messenger RNA of Thalassophryne amazonica, 5612 nucleotides long. Its product is annotated as thyroid hormone receptor alpha-B. Bases 745 to 1974 code for a protein of 409 amino acids. Gene Ontology annotation, biological process: thyroid hormone receptor signaling pathway; cell differentiation; retinoic acid receptor signaling pathway. NCBI's taxonomy places the organism in Eukaryota, Metazoa, Chordata, Actinopteri, Batrachoidiformes, Batrachoididae. The record is from RefSeq and is a predicted model, not a curated record. The transcript is spliced from 11 exons. Gene Ontology annotation, molecular function: RNA polymerase II cis-regulatory region sequence-specific DNA binding; zinc ion binding; nuclear receptor activity.